GGCCAGGAGAGCUCAGUUCGAGUUGAGAUCUUGCAACGCACGCACACACACCACGCCACGCACUCUCAAGUCUAAAUUAUAGUGAAUCUUUUGCCGCCCGAGUUUUAAAGUGAAUAUAUAUUUAGGAAUCAUGUCGACCAUUAACUUGCAUCCACCCCAGACCUAUUCGCGUCUAUUCCGUCCAUGGGAUUCUACACAACGUCAGGCUCAGACGCCUCCACCAGCUGGCCCUCCAGCAAGGAUAGUGAAAUGUGAACCCGAAACAGUGACUGUCAAAACGGAGCUCCCCACAGCAAGCAGCAGCAGUGGCUAUGGUCAUGAUAGCGAUCGGGACUCCUCGUCGGCAUCGUCUUCAUCGAGCAAGUCCAGCUAUGAGGAUAGCCUGAACAUUAGCAGCUACACACGAACCUCCACGCCGCUAUUGGAUGCCGCACUACAGCCGGCUUACUCCUCCACAUCGCCAGCGGUGCCUUCUGCAUCUCAGCAAGAGCAGCCUCCAUUCCUACCCGGGGCCAGUGAUCUGUACUAUGCUGCUGCCGCAGCUAAUGCCGCCGCAGCUGGUUUUGCCAUGGAUCCCUUUACCUUGGGCCUGAUGGAGCAGGAGUAUGCCCGUGUAAUGGCCGAAGAUGCCCAACUCAAGGCCAUGAAUGCCCGCAAGCAGCGGCCAAAGAAAUUCAAAUGCCCCCAUUGCGAUGUGGCCUUCUCCAAUAAUGGCCAGCUUAAGGGACACAUACGCAUCCAUACCGGUGAACGUCCAUUCAAAUGCGAUGUGGAUACCUGCGGCAAAACAUUCACACGCAACGAGGAAUUGACCCGUCAUAAACGUAUCCAUACAGGACUGCGUCCAUAUCCAUGCAGUGCCUGCGGCAAGAAGUUCGGUCGUCGUGAUCAUCUCAAGAAGCACAUGAAGACGCAUAUGCCACAGGAACGCCAGCUGGCGCCGGCAAUCUUUGUGCCAAUGUAUCCAUAUCUGUAUGGCUACUAGACAAAGCCAAAGACCAGCGGCUCUCCAGCGAUCUGUGAAGCGCUUGCACGCUAUAAAAAUGCCGGCCAAUAUACUUACCUCUAUAAAUUCCUAAAUCCCUUACGAUAUUGCAAUCUGCAACGAUCUACCUCAGCCGUACCUGACGCAAAACUGGCGCACAACUACUCAUCUAUUUCUCAUACACUCAGGGACAGAUGGAUAAGCCCCCAUCCAAUGCAAUCCAUUCUAUACACUAUACAACAUAAGACGAUACGAUACGAUGCGACGAUAUAUGCAAAUAUUGAGCUAUUUAUUUUUUAAUGAAUAUUUACACACUACUUCCACCAACGUGACGCUUCGGGAGCGUAAAGAACCCACACACAUUCACAUACGCACACAGACACACACAUACAUACAUACAUACGUGUGUGUAAAUACCUCCUUAAGUGAUCCUUUCUCAUAUGCUAAGCGAUUAAGAGAUUUAAGAAAUAUACACAAUACAAAAACGAUAUUGAUAAAUAUA
Molecule: messenger RNA, 1487 nt
Organism: Drosophila willistoni
Lineage: Eukaryota; Metazoa; Arthropoda; Insecta; Diptera; Drosophilidae
Gene: hkb
Product: zinc finger protein 358
Exons: 2
Coding region: 131-985 (284 amino acids)
Biological process (GO): regulation of transcription by RNA polymerase II
Molecular function (GO): DNA-binding transcription factor activity, RNA polymerase II-specific; RNA polymerase II cis-regulatory region sequence-specific DNA binding
Source: RefSeq, a predicted model, not a curated record